Eleginops maclovinus (Patagonian blennie) is the source of this 4016-nucleotide messenger RNA. Its product is annotated as dnaJ homolog subfamily C member 16-like. The record is from RefSeq and is a predicted model, not a curated record. Bases 197 to 2614 code for a protein of 805 amino acids. Lineage: Eukaryota; Metazoa; Chordata; Actinopteri; Perciformes; Eleginopidae. The transcript has 15 exons.
UGAUUUGCAUUAACCAUCAAAAUGAUGGCCUCAUCGUAGUAAAAUACUAGCAUGUCGGCUGUAUUUAAUUUUACAUUGAAGACGUCAACAUAGCGGACCAUGUAAGCUGUUAGUUUGACAUAUUUGUCCUUUAGAGAAUAUCUUUGUUACAUUACCUGACCGGCAGUUCUAGCUUGGACGAAGACAGUGGAAAGCAAUGACGCUCAGCAGGAUCUGCCGACAUCCUCUGACAUGUCCAGUUUCGCUCGCCAUCUUUCUGCUAAUUUUAAGUGUGCAGCUGGUGAAAACAGCCUCUGAAAAUGACCCCUACAAAAUCCUGGGUGUCAGCAGGAGUGCGAGUCAAGCAGAAAUCAAAAAGGCAUACAAGACCCUCGCAAGGGAAUGGCAUCCUGACAAGAACAAGAACCCUGGAGCUGAGGACAUGUUCAUUAAGGUUUCGAAGUCAUACGAGAUCCUGUCCAAUGAGGAACGAAGGUCCAACUUUGACCGCUAUGGGCAGACUGAUGAUAGCCAGCCCUUCGGCCAGUCACAGCAUCAAGGUUUCCGUGGCUUUCACAACAGCUUCUACUUUGAUGAAUCUUUUUUCCAUUUCCCCAGGUCCAGGGACUUUGCUGACAGCAAGUACCUGCUUCACCAUGCACAGUUUAAUAGCGACGUCCUCCCAGACAGCUACAAGAGGCCUUACCUGAUCAAAGUAACCUCUGAGUGGUGCUUUGCAUGCAUCCACAUUGAGCCUGUGUGGAAGGAGGUGGUGCAGGAGCUGGAGUCGCUGGGUGUUGGCAUUGGCAUUGUGGACCUGGGUUAUGAGCGUCGCCUGGCCAACCAACUGGGAGCCCACCGCGCCCCCUCUAUCAUCGGUCUGGUAAACGGCAGGGUGACUUUCUUCCAUCAGGCUGUGAUACGAGAGUACCUGCGACAGUUUAUAGACGACCUGCUGCCCCAAAAACUGGUGGAAAAGAUCACAGAUAACAACUACCUUGCUUUUCUGGAUAGCUGGCAUGUGGAAAAUAAGCCCAACGUGAUCUUGUUUGACCAGGUCCCUGUGGUUCCUCUACUCUAUAAAUUAACAGCCUUUGCUUACAAAGACUAUGUGCGUUUCGGCUACGUGGACCAGGGUGAGAAACACAACAAUCGGCUACUGCGGCAGUUCAACAUCAACACGUACGCCCCCACCAUGCUGCUGUUUAAAGAGGAUACUGAAAAGCCUGUUGAUAUCAUCCAGGCCAGAGGGAUGAAGCGACAGAUCAUGGAUGAGUUUGUUUCCAACAACAAGUUCCUGCAGGUGCCACGGCUGGUCAACCAGCAGCUUUUUGAUGAGCUGUGCCCUGUCAAGCAGUUCCACCGACGGAGGAAGUACUGUGUACUGCUGAUCACGGGGGAGGACCAAGCCUUCCUAACAGGCAAUAAAGCCUUCCUGGACUUUGCAUCAGUUAACAAAAAAGACGUGCUGCGCUUUGCAUAUGUAUACCAGCGGCAACAGCAGCCUCUCUGUCAGGCACUGCUCCAUAAUCAGGCUGCACACUCACCUCAGGUGGUGAUUCUCGAGAGGCGGAGCCAAGCGGGCAAGGUCAUGUACCGCUCUGUGAGUGGUGGCUGGAACGGCAGCGAGGAAGAUAAGUACCGCCUCCAUGAACAGCUGGAGAUCCUUCAGAAAGACCCCACCUAUCUCAGCUCGGACGCCACCCUGCCAGAACUCAACAACGAGAUGGCCCCUAUGUUUAUCGUUCAGUGGAUGAAUGCUGCCUACGAUUACGUCCUUCAAAUAUAUGAUGACCUUCUCUACUCAAACUGGCGAGAGAUGAUGCCCAUCCUGUCGUUGAUCUUCUCCGCUCUCUUUAUUCUUUUUGGCACCGUCAUCAUUCAGGCCUUCAGUGAGCCGGGUGAGAGCACACCCCGGAAACCAAAGCCGAAGGAGCAAACGCAAACCGAGGAGGACGCAUCAAGUAGAGCCAACACUUCGAGUCGUCCUCCUAAGAAGGACUUUGUGGAAGUGACGGAGCUGACGGACAUCACGUACAUCAGCAACCUGGUGAAGCUGAGGCCCGGCCACAUCAACGUUGUACUAGUGCUCACCAAUGCCUCCAAGAAUGCCCUGCUCAGGAAAUAUGCAAAAGAAGUUUUUUCUUUCUCUGGGACUCAGACGCUCCACUUCUCCUUCCUGAACGCUGAUAAGCACCGCCACUGGAUGCCAUCGCUCCUUCGCUCGACAUCUGACACCAUGCCGAGUCAUUCAGACGAGGAUGAGGAGUCUCCAGACUACGCUGGCCACGUCCUGGCCCUCAACGGCCACAAGAAAUACUUUUGCCUCUUCAGACCCGUCUUCUGCGGAGACGAUCCCAACGAGUCCGCGUCUGACACCUCCUCCUCUGACAGCAGGAGAAAGUCCCGGUCCAGGUCCAGGUCCAGCUCCCACUCUCGGUCCCGUUCCCAUUCCAGGGAAGAUGGGGCCGUACCCAAGAGGGGCUCAAACAGGGCCACAACUAUAGAAGUGCACCAUAAGCUCGACAGACUGGGACUGUGGAUGGAGAGGCUGAUGGAGGGAACCCUACUCCGAUUACAGGUCCCCGCGUGGCCCUCUCUUGGUGAAACCAAUUACUCCUCCACAGAGAGCUGAGGUCAAAGUGAACAGGUCAAACGGUAGCGCAUACAUGCCUAAUGAGGUUCUUCAGCAAGAAAACUGCAGAACAAUGUUGCAGUUUUCAAAUUAUAUUUUAAGUUCUGUUUCGCAGUGGUAGGUCGUGGCACUGAGCUGCUGCGACAUGUUGCAGACGGUUUUAUUUUACUUGGUACACGGUUUGAAGCAGAUGGUUUAGAAAGAGUAGUGUGCUACCACAAACCUUUAACACGCGCAUGAGGCAAAGGUUAAGAGUGAGCUGCAUGAUGUGGCUUCAUGUAAGAGACAAAAGGGGGGGAAAAGACUAAAGGAAAAAUCAAUACCUGUAAUACACACACACACGCACACACUACUCAUAAGCAACAUGGUACUAGCCAGCUGUGUGUGUGUGUCCAUGUAUGUACACAUUAAACUCGGUUCCUGGUAUUAUUCUUCUUUCUCUUUUCUCCUCUCAUCUCCGUACACUCAUUAGAUGAUUAUCUUGCUGCUUGAAGUGCUCUACUCUCUACUUUGAAUCUACGGACAGCAAGAGCCUCUAAAACUUGCCACGACACAUGACCACAUUUUGAGAGCCCUCUAUCAUGAGUCUUUACUUCUGACAGUGGGUGGAAGCAGGUUUAUAUGAAUAAUGGUUUGGACACUUAGCCUAAUGUACUGAAUUAUUAAAUAUACUUUUUGUUUUAUUGUUUUUAGAUUUUUUUUUAACUUUUAGGACCUUUCAGUUAAGAUUAUUGACAUUGAUUGCUGACAUAGAGAUUAUAGUGCAUUAUUAGCAGAAAUAAUUACGUAGUCACAUGACACCAUCUGCAUUUCAUCUACCAAAAGAGUUUAUAAUUAAAAAGGAUUUUUUUUCCUGGUGAUAUCUACUCGGAGCCAAGUUGCUAUGUCCUGCUGCUGUUUUGGGGAUUUAAUAUUUAACAUGCUGUCAGCCAAGUUUCCAUUCUGAUAAAGUUGUGUAUUAUUUUGGGUAGGUAUUGCCCAAAAUAAAAUCUGCCUUUUUUGUCUUUUAGCUGUAGGACUUUGGGCUGGUUUCACCUCUUUUUUUUAUUUAAAUGUAAAUAAAAACUCUCUGAAUCAGGGGGAAAUGAUGAAUCCCAUCUUAUUGAACUUGCCCUAUUAAGCCUGUGCCCUUAAACCACUGUAAAUGUCAAUGCAUGGAAUAUGUAGACCUAAAAUCACUAACCAUUGUUAAGUGAAUUUGCACUGGCAGGUUUAACCCUUCACCCUGUCUCUCUCCCCCUUUUACUCUGUAAUUGAAUAACUUGCUGCUAAACUAACAAUAUUUGCAGUACACUGUAACUCAUUUUUUCCCCUUUUGUUUGUCCGUGUAUAUCCAACUGUAAGAACUGAAGUGUAAAUUAUUCAAAUAAAAACUCCUUCUAAAAUGUUUUAUUUAUUAAAA